Xenopus laevis (African clawed frog) is the source of this 10896-nucleotide messenger RNA. RefSeq names its product lysine (K)-specific demethylase 6B S homeolog (gene kdm6b.S). Lineage: Eukaryota; Metazoa; Chordata; Amphibia; Anura; Pipidae. Gene Ontology annotation, biological process: chromatin remodeling; heart development; regulation of gene expression. Gene Ontology annotation, molecular function: chromatin DNA binding; RNA polymerase II cis-regulatory region sequence-specific DNA binding; histone H3K27me2/H3K27me3 demethylase activity. The transcript is spliced from 26 exons. The record is from RefSeq and is a predicted model, not a curated record. The coding region runs from base 1009 to 6189 and encodes 1726 amino acids. Gene Ontology annotation, cellular component: MLL3/4 complex; nucleus; nucleoplasm.
UCUGCACCCCCCAACAUUUCUCUGCACCUCCCCCCUGUCCCACCUCUCCUCUGCACCCCCAUUUCUCUGCACCUCCCCCCUGGAGCCCUCUUUCCUAUAACACCCAGUUGGCCACGUUCAGUACUUACACAGCCCCCCACUAUGAAGAUGCCACGCGAGAUCCCCGGAGACUGAUGAAGGGCAGAUACCCAGGUCCAAAACAGCUGGUAAAUAGCCCCAAAUGGACCUUCUGCUGUGAACUACAUGGUCACCAUGGACUGGGGAAAGAGAGAAAAGAAGAGACAGACAGUGUUUAUGCUGCUCCUGUAGCCCGGCCGGGAGGGGCCCCACUCUGGGAUUAACUGAGCCGCCUGGGAAUGAAGAGUGAGCUGUUUGGUUCUGUUACACACACGUCUCCCCCGCCAGUGUGAUCUUCCGACCCCUCGUGACCCAAGAAGAAAACCUUGCAUGAGACUGAGAACAUUUCCAUCCACCUUUUACAGGAAGCUUCCAGCUUACGAGGUCCAUGGUGGCAGGAGAAAGGUGCCCUGCGGCACGUCCCAGCCCUGAGGAAAAGAUUGGAUCUUCUGCAGGUCUCUUUAUGGGGGGGGCCUGCAGCACCCCUGCAGGACACUACUCUACAACUGAGCUGAGAAAUUUACUUACUACACAUUGCACUGCUCUCUGGCUGUUAAUACAAACACAUUGCACAAACACACACACACACGUGUAUAAAUAGAAACACACACUCAUGAGCCAUCUGUGCACCACACUCUAUGGAUAGGGUUCUCUAUUGUCCCUACUCUUCACUAAUGCCCACUCCUUAUCCCACCCUACAGUCUGUACUAUUGCUACACUAACUACACUAAGCUUCUUUGCCUUUUGCCCAUAGGGAAACCGGUGUGAGAGCAGCUGGAUUUAGCCAUUGUGCCCUCGGAUCUCCCCUGAACCCCACCUCUUCUCUUGAUUGGACACAACAUGCUCCUGUAUGUCGCCCUGUGACACGUCCUGCACUGAAACAACGGCUGGAUGUAUCGCCCACAGGAUCAGUUUGGCUCUCGCUUUCCCCGGGAUCCCUUCAUUAGUGGAGUCAACCCAACAUGGAGCCCUCCCCACCCCCGGCCAUGGACCCCCGUGGGCAGAUGUUCCUCAAACAUGAACCAGUCUCCGCUGCCCCCUUACUUGCCCUCCAGUCAUGUGACUAACCAUCCCAGCAAAGCUUAUUAUCCAAUCAGCUCCCCCCCUGGCCCCCGUAUAGGCAAGUUAGAGCGGCUGCACUCGUGUGUUCAAACUCUACUGAGGGACGAGCAACAACCCCCCGUGUGGGAGCAGCUGGGUCACAUGUAUGAGUCGGAACAGGACUGGGAGGAGGCCAUUCGCUGCUAUCAGUCGGCUGCUCGAUAUCAUGGCGGCUACGAGCUCGGCGCCCACAUCUCCCGACUUCAACAGGCUCACAUGUGGAACAUGCACGCGACCCCCCAUCAUCGGCCCAAAUCUCUACCCCCUCUGCAACAAGUCUGGGACCUUAUGCAACAUGAGCAAAAGAGACAUUUUGUAGCUAAAAGGUGCCCCCCACAGCUGAAGCGCCCUGUGCCCCCCUCAGACCCUACAACACUCCAGCUGAGCCCCCACAAUCCCCAUGGAGGGGAGGAACAGCCAAUGAAACGGAGGAGGAGCAGGAGCCCUGACCAGCAAAGGAGGGGGAACCUUGGCCUGCACUCUCCUCCAGCCUCAGGGGCUUCUGGGAGUUUGUACCAUCAGGCACCUGUGAAGCCCAAUGUUUGGAAUCCCCUCACCCAUGUGUCCUGGGCUGAACACAGGGAGCGGCAGGAAUCCCGAACUCCCCACACGUCUCCUUACCCACCGUAUUGUCCUCCACGCCCUCUUCCUAAUCCACCGCCACUUCACCAGCAGCCCCGCCCUCCAAGUGACCUUAGUGAGGCUCGGGGGCAGAGGUCUGCAGAGGUCAUCCCCCCAGCACCUCCCCCUCUCCAUGUGCCUUACGAUCAGAGAAGACCCCGCGUCACUCCACCCAAUACCCUGAGGAAUGAUCUUGCCUCCUCCUCUGAUCGCUACCAGAAUUCUGCAGACAGCCCAUCUAGAAUCUGCCUUCCUCUUGUGGAACAGCUGGACCCCCCACAAACUAUUUGUCAACGCCAGCUACCAGCUGUCACCCGCCCUCCUCCUCCUCCACUGCAACAGGGAUGGCUGCACCCAACAGCCAAAGAGGAGAUGAAGAAGGGAGACCCACUGGAGGAAAUUCUGUUUGGAGAUGGACCUACAAAGGUUAAACAGGAAGGGUAUUACCCAUCCUGUGACACUCAAAGAGAGGGCAAUGUCUACAAGCACCAAACUCAGGGCAUUACCACCAGCAAAGCCACGUCUGAGGCCUACCAGCCUGGAAGCCUGGAUCAUGUACUGCAAAAGGUGGAUGAAUCUGGGUUAAUUGCCCCAAAGAAGGAGAUAGAACAGGACGUUAGAAAGCAUCUAUUGAUCCCAGAGCUGGAUGUUGGAGGCAAACAAUCAAGCCACGGACUCUCUAGAGCUGAGGGCAGCUUUUCUGGUGGGAAGGGAUCACCCGAAAGUGAGGACAAAUCUUUCUGCCCCUCUUUGGCCUCCCACCAUAAAGAUACCUCAGGAAGCCUCCCGGUGCCAGACUCGGUUGCAUUACCAGCGAAGCCAAUGCCUAUCCUGACUCGCAGGCCACUAAGUCCAAAUGCGGCCUUCUCUGAGAGAACAGUAGUGUGUGGACAGGGGAAGGAGCAACCCACUGGAUGCAAUCAGCUCUUUGAGUUUCCCGGAGGGCAGUUGCAUGAGCCCUUUGAGGAAGCCGCAGAGUUUGCAAAAAUAUUACCAGACGGGCUUGAUGACAUCAUGAAAAUGCUUGAUGAGUCAAUAGAAAAGGAAGAGGAGGGGGUUGGGCAUUCUAGUGGAAAGGAUGAUCGUUCCUCCACCACUUCAUCCAGCAGUCCACCAGCAGAGACCAUGCCUGCAUCCCACCUAGUGAGCUCAAAUCAGACCACUGUUGUGAAAAAUCCCUUGCCAAAUGCCAAAACAGCAGAAGUCAGGCCAAGUGAAAUGUUCCCCUAUCACGGGCCUAAGAAACCAAUGCUGGAGCAAGAAGGAAGUAAGGAGGCUGCACAACACAGGGGGAACAGUGUUCUGAAAUCACUUGCAAAUGUUUUAGAGGGGCAGAAGUAUUGCUACCGAGGUGGCUCUGGGGUGAAGUCCACAGGAAACCCCACAUACUUUACUGGUGCUAUGGUGAGCAAGCGUAAUGUUGACCCAUACGCUACGCAAACUACCUCACACCUGGCCUGGGACACCAAGCCGAGGACAAAAGUUGGGGCAGUUCCUACCUCAGAGGCUCAAGGGAUAACCGAGAAACGGACAGGGGUACGGACAGAGACUGACAUUCUGGAGGACAUCGCAAGAGCUUGUGAAACUUUGGUUGGGGGUACCAAGGGAUUUGUCUCAAGCAGAAUGGAAGAUGAGAGAGAAGUUGAGCCCAAAAAAUCAGAAGGGAUAGUUGUUGACAGGAAGCCAGACUUACAGCGGGGCGUGGAAAAAAGUGACGGUCAUUGGGGGAUAAUUAUACAAGAAGGACCAGUUAAGCAGAAAGUAGAUUUUCAACGGAGAAGUGAUACACAAAAAGAGGCGGUUGAGAAGAAACCAGAGUCAGAGGCUCCCUUGGGGACCAGCCAGCAGGAGCUUGAGAAGAAACUGGGGGCAGACAAAUCACGUGUCCCCAUUGAAAGGAAGCCUGAGACCUUGCAGGAGACAGAUGUACAAAAAGGAGUUGCUGAACUGAAGCAGGAAACAUCUUUUGGCAAAUUCAGGCACAAAGUGGUAGAGAGGAUGGACGUGGCUCUUGAGAGAGAAUCCAGAAAGUCAUUGAAGGCAGCAGAGAAAAAAUGUCCCCCACUUACUGCUGACUCCCCCACUGCCAAGGAAGAGUCCUCAAACCUACAAGGUGUUAAUGUCAAGGAGGCUGUAAAAGUGGAGGGGACAACGAAGAGGCUGGAAGGGGUAAAUGACAGAGAGUCACCAAAAAAGAACACCGAACCAUUGACCCAGGGAGGGUUGAAUAGAAACAUGCCAGCUGAAGUGGCAAAAGUGAAUGCUGAUAACAAGGACACUAAGUCAACUGAAGAAGCACCUGUCCCAGCAAUGGAGGCAGGAGACGAUGGCACAAGGGUAAGGGAGGCUGAAAACCCCAUUGAGAGGUUGACUAUAUCUCUGUCUGUCCCUGCUCGGAGAAAAGAGGAGAGCAGGAGGAAAGAAAGGAAGCACAGGAAGUCCAGGAGGGACCGUAGUAAGAAGGCAACUGAAUGCAGGUCUCUGAAGGACAAGGAAAGGCAAGUUCUAGGCAACCUGGAUCUUCAGAGCCAGUGCCGGGACACCACAAAUUCUACCCUUAAACAGGGCUCCAGGAAGUCUGAUACUAGUCGGAGAAGCUGCGAGGAAGCACACCAUCAUCAGCCUACUCCACCCACUGCCCCGACUUCCACACCACCUCCAACAUCCCAUGGCACGGCCAACUCUGACCUUCUAAAGAUGAGACCGUUCAUUGAAGGGCCGCCUAAAGAGCUAAAGAUCCGUCUCAUAAAGGUUGAAAGUGGAGACAGAGAAACCUUUAUAGCCUCAGAGGUAGAAGAGAGAAGGUUGCAGGCCAGCGAGCUGACCAUUAAUAACACUGCUGCCGAGAUUGUAAGAGCCACCAGGAAUAUGGUGCUAAAAGGGAAGUUCAAAGAGUCCUAUGUGCUGCCCUCAAUGUCUGUGAAGCCACCCUUGGGGACAGAGCAAAAUCUUCCACGAGAGAAGCUGAAACCGCCAACUCCUAGUAUAUAUCUGGAGAGUAAAAGAGAUGCCUUCUCCCCUGUCCUGCUUCAGUUCUGCACUGACCCCAAAAAUCCCAUCACUGUUAUCCGAGGUUUGGCCGGAUCCCUGCGUCUCAACCUCGGACUCUUCUCCACCAAAACUCUAGUUGAUGCUAACGGGGAACACACGGUGGAGGUUCGAACUCAGGUUCAGCAGCCGUCCAAUGAGAACUGGGACUCGUCCGGCACUCGGCAGAUCUGGCACUGUGAGAGUAGUCGUUCCCACACCACCAUCGCCAAAUAUGCACAGUAUCAGGCCUCCUCCUUCCAGGAAUCUCUGCAGGAGGACAAGGAAAGUGACGAUGACUCCAAUGAGCCAGAUAGUACCACAGAAAACCCACCCCCCAGCACAAACCAGGAGCACAAGACCCCGCAGAUUAUCAAGUUCGGCACCAAUAUUGAUCUGUCUGAUCCCAAAAGGUGGAAGCCUCAGUUACAGGAGCUGCAGAAGUUACCUUCCUUCAUGCGUGUUACAUCCAAUUCCAACAUGCUUAGCCAUGUGGGCCAUACUAUACUUGGCAUGAACACUGUUCAGCUGUACAUGAAGGUUCCGGGCAGCAGGACCCCAGGUCACCAGGAGAAUAACAACUUCUGCUCUGUCAAUAUAAAUAUUGGUCCUGGGGACUGUGAAUGGUUUGCUGUCCAUGAAAAUUACUGGGAGAAAAUCAGCGCCUUCUGUGACAAACAUAACCUGGACUAUUUGACUGGAUCCUGGUGGCCCGUUCUGGAAGACCUGUACCAUGCAGACAUCCCAGUUUAUAGGUUUGUUCAGCGCCCUGGAGACCUUGUGUGGAUCAAUGCUGGGACAGUCCAUUGGGUGCAGGCCACGGGCUGGUGCAACAACAUAGCGUGGAACGUGGGGCCGCUGACACCCUAUCAGUAUCAACUGGCCCUGGAGCGCUUUGAGUGGAACGAAGUCAAGAACGUGAAAUCCAUUGUCCCCAUGAUCCACGUGUCGUGGAAUGUGGCCCGAACCGUGAAAAUAAGUGACCCAGACCUGUAUGGUAUGAUCAAGCACUGUCUCAUGCAGUCUAUGAAGCGCUGCGUUCUGCAGAGGGACAGUCUCAAUCGCAGCGGCAAGAAGAUCGCCUACCAGAGCAGAGUGAAGGAUGAACCGGCCUAUUACUGCAACGAGUGUGAUGUGGAGGUGUUUAAUAUCCUGUUUGUGACCAGCGAGAGUGGAGGGAAGAACACUUACCUGGUGCACUGCGAGAGCUGCGCCCGGACCGCUAAUAACAACAAUGUCGUCAUCCUGGAGCAGUUCAAGAGCGAGGAGCUGAUGCAAAUAUACGACAACUUCCACCUGGCCCCACCCCCGAACAUCCGGUGAGUCUCCGCCCCCCUCCUAUGCUGUUCCUUCAACAGUCUCUACAUCUAUCGCAGAGCCAACCAAUCAAAACUCCCCUCCUACCCAGUACCGGAGGGGGCGGUGCUAUAAACCAGCUAAUCGCAGAAGAGAAGUUCAUACAAUGGAGGGGAGUAAAUCACAGACCGGCAGCUUUUUGUCUCCCUCUUCAGCCAAUUGCAGGCCUUGUUUACACAAAACCCGCCCCCUGCGGGAACAGCCAAUCAGGAUGCAGGAUUCUUUGUGUCCUCUAAUUUUAUUUUAUUUUUUGUAAUUUUAUCAGGAAUAUUUAUUCUGAAAUCUUGAAUUUUGUGACUUUUGGGGGCUUUAUUAGGGGAGGGUGGAUUGUAUUAAUUGGGAUAUUUUUGUUUUUUGUUGCAGGUGGGGGACACUGCAUGGGUUUUAUUUUUUAAAGAAACUUUACGUUUUCAGCUAGUACAAGGGGAGAUAGAGACCUGGGGGCGUGGUCUAUAAGCUUGUGGGGGGGGCACCUCCUGGGGGUGACUGUGAGACACAUUGUGGUAUUUUAUGACUGACUGCGGCAUGAGUGGAGCGCUGGUGCCAUUCUGUUGUUUAGUCUUAUGUGAAAGAAUGAGAAUCUCAUUUGGUUCCUCGGGGGCGGGGCUUGAUUGUGUGGGAGGGGAUUGGUUUAUGGAUUGUGUGUGGCAGGUCAUCGCUGGCAUUGCUGACACUGGAGCAGUAGGUGGAGGUAGAAGAAACCUCACGAUGUUGGAACACUUGGAAGGGGCGAGGGGGGCCCAUGGGAGUGGGGGCGAGGAACCACAAGGUGCUUUUCCCACCCCCCAAACAGGCAGGAAAUUAAACAAAAAAUAUACAUAUAUCUAUAUAUUUAAACAGAGAAACUACAUUUAUGGUUCCUUUUUCCCCCCCUUUACACUGUGUGCGGACCCCGCGGCCCCCCCCAUUGUGUUCAGCAGGAGAGUUACGGGUUUUUACACUUAUAAAUAUAUAUAUAUAUAAAUAGAGAGAGGGAGAAAUAUCUCCAUUUUAACCUGUUCCUUGGAUUUUCACCCCAUUUCCUGGUCUCUGUAAUAUAGAAAAUGCUAAAUAUUAUAAAUAUAUUAUAUAAAUAUAGAGAUUUGGUUGAAAUCCCCCUAGAAAGUUCCUGCUUGUGCUGCUCUCUAUGUUCUCUCCGUCGAUAUUCGUUGCCUCGCUUUUUCCUUACACCCCCCCCCCCCAAAACUCUUGUCGGACGUCCCAAAUUUCCUUGGCCCUCCGAUGACACAAGAUGGUUUAGUUCCCCAAUGAAAAGAGACCCACAUUAUUGUAUAUAGAGGAAAAGCACUUGAUGUGAAUGAGAGUCUCACUUAACGGCACUGCUGUGCAUCGUUUCCAGUUCCACAGGGAAAGAGAAUUCCCCCACAGGCUCCGCUAGAGAAAAUUUCAUGGGAAAGGGCCCGUAUUCCCGGGGGCUUGGGGGAUUCAAUAAGGUGGAGUAUUAAACACGGUGUUAUUUACGUUUCAGUUUUUUCAUUGUUGUAAAUAUAGGGGCCCUUGCUGCGGCCCUCAAGAAAAAAUAUUUAAAAAUUUAUCGUGUAAAUUUUGUUUUCUACACAUUUUGAUAAUAAAAAAUAUUUUUGGCAUCUGAAAAAUUAUUAAAAAUAAUAAAAAAAAAAAUUGUCUUCUACUUUGUACAGAAAAAUAUACAUUUUUUUUUUGCAGUGAUUAACGCCGCUCCAUUUAAUGAAUCCCCCCCACUCCAGAGAAUCCAAUGGUGGAGUCAUAAACCAUAGAGAGUGCGUAGCGUGUUCCCCAGCAGUGAGGGGCGCACCCCAGUUCUCUAUAGGACUCAGCAUUGACCUGGAUAAAAUCAUAUCGACAGGUUGAAGCUAACGAGGUCACUUGAGAAAACUCGAGAUUAAAUAAGAUGAGCAAUCAUGGCUGCCCCCACUCGUGAAUAAACACAUAGAUAAAUAAGGAUCUCUGUGCAGGAUAGUCUAUAGACUUCUAUUUUACAUCUAAAAUGUUCUUGUAAACCACUCCCACCUACACAAACACACGUCUAAAGCACUUAUUAUUAUUAUUAUUAUAAUCAUCACAUUUUCCCAUUAAACUUAAAACAAACCUAAAUAGACUCUUGUAAAAGUCUCUGUACACACACGUCUAUACAACUGAUCCCUUGCACUUAAUGGUUCCUCAAAUUCCUUCUUCAACCCUGAGUAGUAACAGUCCCUUCCCUGAGAAUAUCUGUUCCACAUAGUCCCACCCCUGAGAAUCCAUGUUUCACCCAGAGAAAAGCAGUCCCUCCCCUGAGAUUCCUUGGUCCACCCACAGUAUAACAGUCCCUCCUCUGAGAAUCAUUGGUCCACCCAGAAUAUAACAGUCCCUCCCCUGAGAAUCAUUGGUCCACCCACAGUAUUACAGUCCCUCCCCUGAGAAUCAUUGGUCCACCCACAGUAUUACAGUCCCUCCCCUGAGAAUCAUUGGUCCACCCACUGUAUAACCGUCUCUCCCCUGAGAAUCCUUGUUUCACCCAGAGUAUAACAGUCCCUCCCCUGAGAAUCAUUGGUCCACCCACAGUAUAACAGUCCCUCCCUUGAGAAUCAUUGGUCCACUCAGAGUAUAACAGUCCCUCCCUUGAGAAUCAUUGGUCCACCCACAGUAUUACAGUCCCUCCCCUGAGAAUCAUUGGUCCACCCACAGUACAACAGUCCCUCCCCUGAGAAUCAUUUCUCCACCCACAGUACAACAGUCCCUCCCCUGAGAAUCAUUGGUCCACCCACAGUACAACAGUCCCUCCCCUGAGAAUCAUUGGUCCACCCACAGUACAACAGUCCCUCCCCUGAGAAUCAUUGGUCCACCCACAGUAUAACAGUCCUUCCUCUGAUAAUCUCUGUUCAACCCAGAGUAUAAUUGUUGCUUUUUCUGAAAAUCCCACUUGAAGGGCCAAUAAAAAUGCUUUUUGGGCUGCAGAUGUUCUAGAAGCUAAACUAGCUUUUUUUCCCCCUCAAGGCAGCAGCUUUCUAGGGGCAACAUUUGUUGUCUCUUCCUCUACUAACUUGUCCUGCCAGCUCUGGCAAUUGGUGCUUUUAUCUGGUCUAAACUAAGAAACCCUAGAAGAGACCUCACGAAGGGGAGAAAAUCCACCAAAGGGAGAUAAUCACAAAGAAAUAAUGUGGCUUUAUUAAAUAGGGCAUAGUGUAAGACUGACGUUCAAAUAAGCUGAGUAGAAGAACAGCCAUUAGGCAAACUGUAGCCUUCUAUGUGUUGUUGGACUUAAUCAUAGUGCAGUAACAUAUCAUUUCCAGCAAUUGUGAGUAUUUGUGGAGUAGAUGCAGAAUCCAUAAUACUGAGUCUUACUAUCUCCAUGCACCGAAUCACCAACUUAGUCUCCACUUCCAGUGCAGCAUCUCUUGAGGUUCCUCACUAGCCUUCUGCUGGCCAGAACUGGUCCAACAUGCCAACAAGCAAAGAUUAUCAGUAUUCAGGCUUAAAGCUGCUUUUGGGGGGUGGGGAGAAGAAAAUGACUAUGAAAGUUUUCUUUUAAUAACAUAUAUGGGGAGAAGUUGGUUAGUGGAGCCCAGUUUUGGGUCUCAGGCAAGUAGAACCCAUCUUCAGGCCAGAGACUUCCUAGCCCUACUCCAAACUAUACAGAAGCAGAGCACAAGUCUAACCCUACAGCAUUUUGUAAAGCCAAAUGAUUUCUUUCUGAUACAAAGACACUUUGUUUCUACUUUAUUUAUUUUCUGCAUUUCUUCUCAUUUAGGAAUUUUGGGAAAAAGUUUUCUUGUGUACAUUUUCUUUGAUGUUUGUUUGUAGGAUUCCUGUUUCCCUUUAUUCUAAUGGUGCUAUGUUUCCUACCCUUUUUUUGUACGGUAUUUUAUAACGGUGAAGGGGUUGUUUGUUUUUAAACAUCAUGGGGUGUUUGUGUUAUUAGCCCCCAUUGAAGGGAGGUGGGCAGGACAGGGCUUCUCAAGAGUCAGAAGCUCACGGACGGGAACAGAUAUUUAUAAGCAGUGGGCGAAGAGACUCAUCUUGCAGGUUUUUGGCAGGAGAGGGGUUCCGACAGUAAGCUCUGCUGGUCGCUGGUGCUAAUGAUCCCCCUUUACCUCAGGGCCACAGGGCACCUCCUCUCUCGGCAUUACUUACCUGGUGCUACUUAAUGUUUUUUAUUCCGGUUUUUCUAUUUUAAUUUAACGAUCUGAAGAAUAAAAAGGCACGUGUGUAAGUGUGUGGCCCAUGGAUGGGUCGCGCGUUUAUUCCCUGACUGUGAUAGCACAUUGCUAGAGCCUGGGAACCUGCUACUCCCCUUCUUUACCCCUUUUGGGGUGAAUCAAUUUGUGCUGGAAUGGAUUAACCUGGGACGAGCCCUACGUGGACCAGACCUCAUUAAUCUUAAGAGCCCCUUUUCACAGGGGAGAGUCACUGGAAAAGAAGCUAACGAACUCUCUAAAAAGAGUGGGCCAAUCAUUUGUUUAUUGGAAUGAAGGGUAUAAAUAUAUACCCCGCCCCCAUUCCUUUGUACCGCUGACCGUAUGUUGGAAUCACCGCCUCACCAGCUGGAGCACGGGGACUAUCCCAGCCUCUCGUCCUUUCCACAACGCCACCACUUUCACACAAACUAUAAAAAAAGUUCUUUUUUUUUUUAACUGAGCCAGCGAUUUUUUUGCCUUUUUUUGUGAAUUUGUGAUAUUAAUAAAUCUGAAAACAAAAAUAAAAGAUUUUGAUUAA